This is a messenger RNA of Uloborus diversus, 1453 nucleotides long. RefSeq names its product outer mitochondrial transmembrane helix translocase-like (gene nmd). The transcript is spliced from 10 exons. Lineage: Eukaryota; Metazoa; Arthropoda; Arachnida; Araneae; Uloboridae. Gene Ontology annotation, cellular component: mitochondrial outer membrane. The record is from RefSeq and is a predicted model, not a curated record. Gene Ontology annotation, molecular function: ATP hydrolysis activity; ATP binding. The coding region runs from base 102 to 1220 and encodes 372 amino acids.
AUGACCAGGCCGCUGGUCAGACGUCGCAAUUUUUUUCAAAUUUUUGUAUCCGGUAGUAAAUUAGCUCUAGUUUUAUUUAUUUACAUAUUUAUACCUUUAAAAUGGCCGGUGAUAAAUUAAUUACUUCCCAGAUUAGUAGAAACGAAGUUAUCGGUUUAGUAUUUCGUUUGACAUUGUUUGGUGCCCUUACAUAUUUCGGAGUUAAAUGGAUGGUAAAAGCCUUGGACCCUACUAGAAAACAAAAAGUUGAAGCACAAAAAAGGGCAGAGAGAAUUCUAAAUAGGAUUGGUGUCAAAAAUGUGACAUUAAGUGAAUACGAGCUCUCGAUUGCUGCUCAGCUGGUUGAUCCCGCAACCAUUAACAUUUCUUGGGUGGAUAUUGCUGGAUUGGAAGAUAUUAUUCAAGAAAUCCGGGAAACAGUUAUCCUGCCCAUACAAAAGCGAGAACUCUUUUCAGGGUCCAUGCUCAUACAACCUCCCAAAGGUGUUCUUCUGCAUGGACCUCCAGGUUGUGGGAAGACAAUGAUAGCUAAAGCUACUGCGAGAGAAGCUGGUGCACGCUUCAUUAAUUUGGAAGUUUCCGCACUGACUGACAAGUGGUAUGGUGAAAGUCAAAAGUUAGCUGCUGCAGUUUUCACUUUGGCUAUAAAGAUACAGCCAUGUAUUAUUUUCAUUGAUGAAAUCGAUUCCUUUCUGAGGUCGAGGGAUUCGUUUGACCAUGAGGCGACUGCCAUGAUGAAAGCUCAGUUCAUGAGCCUGUGGGAUGGCCUCAUCACUGACCCCGAGUGCCAAGUGAUAGUAAUGGGGGCCACUAACCGGCCACAGGAUGUAGACAGGGCGAUUCUCAGGAGAAUGCCUGCCAUGUUCCACAUUGGAUUACCAAAUCAGAAGCAAAGGAUGGGUAUUAUUAAACUAGUUUUGGAAAAUGAAGUGAUUUCAGAAGAUGUGGACAUCAGUAAGAUAGCCCACAUGACAGAUGGAUUCUCGGGCAGCGAUCUUCGAGAAUUGUGUCGUAAUGCAGCUCUGUACAGGGUACGAGAUUACUGCAAAGAAGAAUUGAGACUGGAAGCUCAAUCAGACAGUCCAUCUGAUACAGAAGUUUAUCAUGAUGCUCUGCGCCCCAUAAACAUGGCAGACUUCGAUAACGCUCUGGACCGAAUGAGAGAUUCUAAAGUACACGCUGGGAUGAAAAUCAAACCCAGGGUUCCAGAUUUAGAUUAAUGUUUUCGCAUUUGUAGACUUGAAAGCUCGAAAUAGAAAUAGCUUGUUAUAGCUUUAAACUUCCAUCAUUGCAUGUGUUUUUUUUUUCCAUCUUACAAGGCAGUUGGUGUUUGUACAUAAGAACUCUAAUAAAAAGAAAUGUACAUAUGAUGUGUAAAAGUUUAUUCUGUACAUUGUGAUACAUUGUUAAUAAAGUUGUCAUCUGGGUACUUAAAAUGACAUAAAUAGCUAUA